GCACAGGAGGAGCAGCUUGUUGGAGUGAGUGCGCCGCUGUGGGGCCGCUGUCUCUCUGUGCGCUCUGACUGGAGGGGGCUGGCUCUCCCUGAUUGAAUCCAGCUGUUGUGAAAGCGCUCGGAGGGGGCCCGUCAAUUUGCAUUGCUAAAUAGUCUGUAGAGCCGACAGAGUGCGGGGCAGAAACAGUCCAUUUUGAAAAGGCAUUCCUGCAACAGUUGGUCAAUGUACCGAAGCUUCAGCUCGACCAGACAGCGGUUAAUGAAAACCUGGUGUCGGCUUUCGCGUAAAGGCGCAUAGUUGGGGGGUGGUGAGUGCCCUGCUGGGUAGUGGCGAGGGGAUUUGUGGGGAAUUUACGGGUCGUCUAAAUCUUUACUUUGAGAGAAACUAUAAACCAUGCUUUUUGAAAUACGUGGCUUCAGGUUUUGCUCAUCUACAAGGAUGUUGGCAGCUCUGUUAUUUAUUCUGCUUUGUAUCCAGCCUGGACAUGGACAGACCUGCACAGAUGGUUUUGCGUAUGACCGCAGGGCAAGACAGUGUAUAGAUGUGGAUGAGUGUCGUACCCUGCCAGAUGCUUGCCGAGGAGACAUGCGCUGUGUGAAUCAGAACGGAGGCUACCUGUGCAUCACGAGGACCUUGUACAACCAGCCGUACAGACCGGAGACCCCGGCCCUGCCUGAGCCAGUUUACCCGGACACGUCGGUUGGAUUUUCAGACACCUUCCUCCCAGCUCCUCCGAGAUCUGUGGAACCCAGCUACCCCAGAGUGAGGACCACUGCGCAGUGCAUCCUGGGAUAUACUCCUGCAGAUGAUGGCACCUGUAAUGAUAUUGAUGAAUGUGAGACAAACUCUCAUCACUGUAACCCCACCCAGGUCUGCAUCAACACAGCAGGUGGUUACACCUGUUCCUGCACUGAAGGAUACUGGCUCAUUGGUGGACAGUGCCAGGACAUUGAUGAAUGUCGCUAUGGUUACUGCCAACAGCUGUGUGCCAACGUCCCUGGCUCUUAUUCCUGCUCCUGUAAUCCCGGCUUCAUCCUCAACCCAGACAGCAGGACCUGUCAAGAUGUGGAUGAGUGUGAAGAUGAACCAUGCAGUCAUGGCUGCUUCAACACUUACGGCUCCUUUAUGUGCAACUGUGACGAGGGAUUCGAGCUGGCGUCCGACGGUACUUCUUGCAUUGACUUGGAUGAGUGCAGCUUCUCUGAGUUUCUGUGUCAGCACAGCUGUGUGAACACCCCCGGCUCUUUCUCCUGCAUCUGUCCGCCUGGAUAUUUUGUAUACGAGGACGGCAGGAGUUGUGAAGAUAUCAAUGAAUGUGACACUGGUAACAACACCUGUACAACAGCACAAGUAUGUUUCAAUUUCCAGGGAGGCUAUACAUGCCUGGACCCUUUACAGUGUCACUCUCCUUACAUCGAAGUUAGUGACAAUCAGUGUAUGUGUUCAGCUGAGAACCCUGCCUGCAGGGACAAGCCCUUCACAGUUCUGUACCGACACAUGGACUUGUCGUCAGGGCGCAGUGUGCCUGCAGACAUCUUCCAGAUGCAGGCCACCACGCGCUACCCCGGCGCCUUCUAUAUCUUCCAGAUAAAGUCAGGCAAUGAAGGACGAGAGUUUUACAUGAGAGAUAAUCCUCUGUCAUACAGGAAGUGAUGGGUUCUAUGUUUCUGACAGCAGCAAGCAACUACAGUUUAUUUGCAAUAAAGAGAGCAAGAACUUGGUAGUAAGCAUGAGCUACCAUGGAUUCACAGACAAAGAAAGCAGCGCUACCUACAGAAACUCACACUCACCAGAGAAUCCAAGGAAAUUGCAGAACUGAGCAGGAAUGGAAAUUGUAGUACUGUUUGAUUGUUAAGCAAACUGUAGAAGUGCAGAAACACCACAGCUGUGACUGUUUACUUACUGAAGAUGUUGCCAAAAUCAUAAAAACCAUCUUGGAUUGUUCUUAUGCGAUCAUGGUGCUUAUUAAUGAGGUUAACUGUGAGCAAGUUAUAUCAGAAUCGCUUCACAAAUAUGAUUAUUCUGCCUAAGCAUCAGACUGAACUGUCGUUAAGGAAAAAAUGUAGACUCCUUUGUUAGUUUUUGUCAUAAUUUAGCAAUUUAAAAACACAGUCCCUUGUUUUUAUUAUGGUGUGUAUUGGGAUCUCAAAUCUCAAAAUAUACUCCCAGCUAAUGAGAGUAAGAUUUGAACAAUUUGGGGAUUACAACAAACAACAUAUUUGGGGGUUGUACCAAAUUUUCUGGUUUGGGGGCGCUAUAACAAAUUUAGGUACUGUAAUAAUUGACCUGUUUUUGGGCCUUUGGAAGCACUGUAACUCAUACAGUGAUGAAUGUGGGACACUAUCACAAAUUGUGUGAUUUUAUCAAAUAAUUAAUUCCUGAGGUACUAUAACAAAUUUUGGGAUAUUAACAAAUGUUUGGACCACUAUACCAUAUUUGGGGGAUUUUGGCGCACUGUGAAAAAGUCUGGGUUUACAUUUUUUUGCCCUAAUCAGUCACCAAAGAGUAAUAAUCCCAACAAACAACUUGGAGUAUGUUUGAAUUUCGAGUCUCAGUUUAAGGUCAUGUGUUCGAUCCCACACUGAUUUUCUUUUAAAGGUCCAGUAUGUAACAUUUAUGAGGAGCUAUUGGCAGGAUGGAAUAUAAUAUAUUAAGGAUGCUUUCAUUAGUGUAAAAUCGCCUGAAAAUAAGAAGCGUUGUGUUUUCCUUAACUUAGCAUAAGCCGUUUAUAUCUACAUAGGA
Siniperca chuatsi (mandarin fish) is the source of this 2742-nucleotide messenger RNA. It is a transcript of the gene fbln5, whose product is annotated as fibulin 5. Gene Ontology annotation, molecular function: calcium ion binding. The transcript is spliced from 11 exons. Bases 394 to 1653 code for a protein of 419 amino acids. Gene Ontology annotation, biological process: elastic fiber assembly. Lineage: Eukaryota; Metazoa; Chordata; Actinopteri; Centrarchiformes; Sinipercidae. The record is from RefSeq and is a predicted model, not a curated record.